Messenger RNA from Aricia agestis (brown argus), 408 nucleotides. RefSeq lists its product as uncharacterized. Bases 33 to 368 code for a protein of 111 amino acids. Gene Ontology annotation, molecular function: structural constituent of egg chorion. Gene Ontology annotation, biological process: chorion-containing eggshell formation; multicellular organism development. The transcript has 2 exons. NCBI's taxonomy places the organism in Eukaryota, Metazoa, Arthropoda, Insecta, Lepidoptera, Lycaenidae. Gene Ontology annotation, cellular component: egg chorion. The record is from RefSeq and is a predicted model, not a curated record.
AUAUUUUUGUUAAACAUAAGUUGUCUCCAAACAUGGAUAUGAAGAUAUUUGUUUUGGUAUCCACCCUCUGUUUUAUCAAGAACAUUCAAGCCCAAUGCCUCAGACCGGCCUACAUAGAUGUCCCAAUGGUUCCUUCUAUAAAUCUAGAUUAUCAAAGAAGAAUCAUAGAUCUCCCACCACCCACUUUCUGCGUGGAGACCGAUGCGCCACUCAUCAUCAGCGGAGGAGUCCUAGUGAAUGGAAGACUACCUUUCGUGGGUGCAGUAGAAGUGGACGGAAUCCUCCCUAGUCUUGGACAAGGCUCCGUACUGUAUAGGUGCGGUCGAAGCGAGAUUGGGAUCAUUGAGGAGCUGCCGUUAAUUUAUUAAGUAUUUUAAUGGUUAUUGUUGAAUAAAUGUGUAAGUUUUA